UUUUCAUCUGUUAAAAAGCUUUGAUUCACUAUUUUUAUAUUAAUUUAUCCUCUAUGUGUAAUAUUCAAUUUUUUCCAUGAAGCAGAAGCAAACAUUAUGGCUCGACGAUGCAAGUUGCGAAAAGGGAAUUCCAUCAAUAUUAACUUGGAAAAUGAGACUGGAAAUAAUGUUAACCAGAACUUUCAAGAAACUCAAGAGUUACACCAAAAUCAGGCUUCAAAUUUUCAAGGGAAUACUAGUCAGAAGACAAUGAGGUAUCAUUAUGAAGGCCAUUUUAUAUUUUCACCAAAUAGAAUAUAUGAAAAUGGUAGGUUCAUGGAGAAACCUAAUUUUGAUGUUGAUUUCAUCUCAUUUUUUGAUAUAUUGGAUGACUUGAAAAAGGAUUGUGGAUUUGAUGUUAUAAAAGGAGAUAAAUUUUAUUACUUGAAGGCUGAUAAAGCUCUUAGUGAUCUUGAUGCAUUAAUAGAGGUUAAAGAUGAUACAGAUGUGAAAAAUAUGAUGGAUAGUUAUAAGAAGUUCCCUUCGAAACCCAUUGAUAUAUACACUCUAUUUCGAGAUUAUGAUAUUUUACCAAAUGGACUUGGUGACGAGCUACCUGCAGUUACCGUUGAUCACACUUCUAAUCAACUUCAAAAUCCAAAUGCAACUGCAGCAACAAGUUUACUCAUUUAAUUUUAUUUAAACAAUUGAUUAUGUUUACUUGUUCUAUGUACAAAAAUUCUUGUUAUUAUAUGAUUAUUGUUUUACUUUUGUUUUGAAAUAGGUUCCAAUACAAUUAAAAGAAAAACUAGAGGACCAACACGAUGCUUGAAAAUCACACAAUUGGAGA
This is a messenger RNA of Manihot esculenta (cassava), 829 nucleotides long. RefSeq lists its product as uncharacterized. Lineage: Eukaryota; Viridiplantae; Streptophyta; Magnoliopsida; Malpighiales; Euphorbiaceae. The transcript is spliced from 2 exons. The record is from RefSeq and is a predicted model, not a curated record. Bases 97 to 672 code for a protein of 191 amino acids.